Galendromus occidentalis (western predatory mite) is the source of this 5061-nucleotide messenger RNA. Its product is annotated as nuclear receptor corepressor 1. The record is from RefSeq and is a predicted model, not a curated record. The transcript is spliced from 8 exons. Lineage: Eukaryota; Metazoa; Arthropoda; Arachnida; Mesostigmata; Phytoseiidae. Bases 1 to 5061 code for a protein of 1686 amino acids.
AUGACCGUGGACGUGGACGAGAAGCUCAGUUGGGAAGCUCACGUAUCUGGGAUGCUGACCAAGCUCAGAGCUGCGGCGAUCACGAUAGCGAAACUCAGUUCAGCAGUCGUCAAGAAAAGUCUGAUCGUCGCCCAUGAAGCGCUCUUCGAAACUGCGGAAUCCUUGCAUAUCACUCAACCUGGACAUGACUCGGCAGCGUCUCCGUUCAAGCACGGCCAUCGGCCCGGAAUGAGUCCUCCGCUCCCGAGUAGUCGGGUGUAUCCCUUUGCCCCCGGAGGCAUUGGUUCUCAGGAUCCGAGUCGACCAUCCCCAUAUCCGAUGUAUCCACUCUACCGAGAUUCCGAGGCGGCUGCCGCGGCCGCCGCUUUCCAACAGCAGCAAGAGUUACAGAUGCACAUCGUGCGUUACCAGCAGAUGGCCGUCGCGCAGCAAGCGGCUGCUGCGGCAGCGCAAGCUCGUGACGAACCACCUGUGAGGCGGCGACCUUCGCUGCUGCCUCCGGCUGGACUACAAGAUUGGUCCGAGCACAACGGCCACAGCGGAAUAGAGGCCGCGGCAGCAGCCGCCGCCGCAGCUUAUGGUCGAGCUUCUCUGUAUCCAGGAAUGGUGGUCGACCAGCGGGCACAGCAGCAGGCUGCGAACGCCGCAGCUGCGCUCGCGGCCGCCGCUGUCGCCGAUCCCCACAAGCGGCCGCGCUUGUCGCAGCCUCUGGCGAUCGAUACGUCUGCGACCGUGGUCAAAAAAGAACCUGCAUACAUUCCGCAAGUCGAGGCCAUUUCUCCCACGCUGCCCGAGGAACGGAGCUCGAAAGACGAGCUCAACGCUCAGAUCAGCAAGCUCGGUUCGGAUGUGAGUCAGCUGGAAACGAGUAUCGCCAAGCUGAAAAAGAAAUUGGCCGACCUCGAGGCGCACGAAAAUCGCAAGGGCGCCGAGGGCGACGAGAGCGCAUCGACUACCGAAAGACAAAUGUCGCCUGCGCAAGUGAUCUACGCGGACAACCGCAAGAAGGCGCAAGCCGCACACGCUUUGCUCAACGGCUACGGCCUUAAGAUUACUCUACCUUUAUACAAUCAACCGUCGGAUGCGGUCAUCUUUCACCAAAACAGAAAGAAGUACGCUUCGUUCAAGAGCCGCCUGAUCGAGUUCCUCAAACGACGCCGUCAGGAGACGUCCAAACGAGAUGAGUACCUGAGUAGAAACUACACGCACCAAAUGGGACUGUGGAUUAAGCAGCAGGAGCGACACAUUGGCAACAAGAGCGCCGCUUCGGCGCGACGCCAAAAGGACCAAAAGCUUCGCGACUUUUUCGAGAAACAGUUCACAGAGCUGAAGAAGCAGCGGGAGGAGAAGGAACGAUUCUCCCGCGCGGGACAACGGGUUCGGAGCGACGCCGACAUGGAGGAGAUCAUGGACGGCAUUCAGCAGCAGGAGGACGAGGACAAGAGGAUGCGUUCGUACGCCGUUGUCCCGCCGAGACUGCUCGAUAAUUGGGAGAGGAGAUUUAGAUUCGUUUCGGAGAAUUGUCGGGUCGACGACUUCGCCACGGAAUACAAAGAGUUCCAAUCGAUGACGAUAUGGUCUGAUCAUGAGAAGCAGAUCUUCCGCGAGAAGUACGUGCAGUUUCCGAAGAACUUCGGCAUGAUCGCCUCGUUUCUCGAGAGGAAAACCACUGCCGAGUGCGUUAGCUAUUAUUACAUGUCGAAGAAGAGCGAAAACUACAAACGACUCAUCCGGAAACACAAUGCCCGGAAACGCACUCGAAACAACGUGACCAAUAAUCGCGGGAGUCAGCCUCAGACAUCAUCGGCGAACGUCCUGGCCGGCGUCAUAACGACCAGCUUGCCAACCGACUGCCGUCUGCCCCAGAGGCGUCAAAUCCAACCGUCGUCUUCAUCGUUACUGCCCUCUUCGGCCUCGGGGAUGGGGUUGUCUUCGAGCUCGGGCCAAACGACCACGUCCGCGCUAUCGACCACUUCUUCGACCGCUGGAUCGGCUGCCCCAUCAUCGCCAUCCGCGAGCAACGGCCUGAUAUCGGCCACGGAGUGCGUUCUCUGCAAAAUGACUCUGCCUGCUGAAGGAACGAGUGACGAGGGCGAGAGUCGUCUCUUGACGCGAGCCAACUGCGAUUUGUACGGUCUUACCGAAGAUCAGUUGGCGGGAACGGAACUCCGGGUGUGCGCCGAUUGUCGUUUCAAAACCGAUGAGGUUACGGUGCAGUGCCAGAUGCCGGGCUGUGAACAGAGGGUACGACGUCUUCUUCCGUUGCCGGCUGCCUUGUUAGAACAAUUCCAGCUGCAGCAGCAGCAGCGUGACGCAGGUGUUGAUCUCAAAAUUCUCCACGGUAUACAUAAGUGUUGUUCGACGUGUUUCAAUGAACUCCAGAAGAAUCGUUUGGCGCUCAAUAGUUUGAACGCCGCCGCCUCGGCAGCUGUCGACAACUGGACAGCUCCCGAAGUUGAGUCGAUGCGCAAAGCGCUCCGGGACUACGGAACCGAUUGGGCUGCGGUCUCCUCGGUUGUUGUAACGAAGACUCGUCAGAUUUGUAAAGAUUUCUACGCGCUCAACAAGCGCAAGCACAACUUGCAUUAUAUGGUUAACGAAUACCGGAAGGCGGAAGGUCUUGACGAGCCCCUAUCUGAAGCUGAAGAGGAGCCGUCGUCGGCGACUUCAACGCCGUCGGCAGCUGCAUCGACCCUGACCACGAAGGGUAUCUUGCCCGCUGCAGCUACUCCCACCACAGUUAUAGCGAAUACUCCCGCCAUCGUUGCGUUAGGAGGGAGCAAAACUUCUCAAGUCAUCAAAGAAGAACCGCCCGAGAGGAGGCACAGCACAUCCACGACUAGCGACACGGCCAGCGCUUGCAGUCCGAAAGACAUCCAGGAUGCAGAUGGUAAUUGGGAAGCCUCGGAGGGAGCUCAGACGGAAGGAGCGCGAGAACGAAAACGAUCCCAUCACUCGCACCAAUCGAGUCAUCAUAGAAGUGCCUCGGAGUCCAACUGCGGAUCAUCCGCAGCGCUGGACGGCUAUGACAGUAGUGCAACUGUUAGUGCGGAUGAAGGGGAGUCGAACAAGUCGAUUAUUGUGGCUAGUAAGAGCGUUCCCCAAUCAUCUGCACCAUCUGUUGCACAAACUGGCUGCCAGUUGUCGAGACCACCGGCCGGCCCGCCUGGAUUACUGAGCGACGAGCAGAGGACGCUGGACAGUGGGAGCAUUGCAAACGCGAGACCUCCAUCGAGGCCGCUGAUGCAUCCGCUUGCCAUUCCUCCGCCUCUGAUUCAGCCGCCGCCACCCCAGCUGACCGGAGGCGUUCGUGGUUCAUCGACGUCGUCCAGUGUCGGCGAUGGGAGCGUCGGUCAGCAGUCAGUGCGCGAUCUCAUUUUCCAAACGAUCGAGACGAUAGCAGCGGAUUACGAGGUGCAAACACUGGACCUGUCGAAAAAACCCGCACGGUCCACGAACAGCCCGCAGAUUUCUUCGACAGAAUACCGCAAGGUCUCAACACCGACCCGCAGCGGGGUCGAUCAGCAUCGCUAUUCGACUCCGCCGCCAGCUCAUUCGAACAGCUAUAGAGCUGCACCCACACCUCCGCCAUCUGCUGUCGUAUCGCGGAAAACUGCAACUCCGUCGCUUCACCCGCCAAAGCAACAAGGUCCUCCCCCACUAAUACCCAAACAAUUCGUACUGCCAACGUUGCCGCAGCAGAAUGUGAUUCGGUGGCCUUCGUCAGCUAAGAGUGUAAUCCAGGCUCCACCUGCCAAGUCGCGAUCUCCUUCAACUCACGUUCCUUUCCAAGCGCUAGUGAACGCAGCUGUAGCCCAACCGUCUUUGAUAAUUCCACCGAAAGAACAGGAGAAAGCCUCUUCGAAACGUUCUGUUGAGGGAUUGGAGAAGUCGUUGUUGGAAAUGCACGGUCACAUCGGAAGAACGGCCGCACACUCCUUGCACCAGCAGCAGCAGCAACAACAGCAACAUUUUCAGCAACUUCAGCAACAACAGCAACACCUUCAGCAGCAUUUGCAGCAGCAGCAACAACAACAACAACAAGCGGAGCCUUUCAGCAAGGAACAAUUCGAGAAGGAGAUGCGGAGCCAGGCGCAUAAAGCCGAAAUGGAGAACGAAGCCUCGAGGAUCUUCAGCGCUUCUUUUGCCAAGGACCCUCCCAAGAGCUCGGGCCUCACGGCAGCGAAUUUCAUUGACGCUAUCAUCACCCAUCAGAUCAAUCAGUCCGACCCGAAAUCCUUGGUCUCACCGUUCGGUUCAGUCGGAGGCGGGGGCUCGAGCCUGUCGGCGAUCGUGGGACCGUCGGAAAAAAUUCCCAGAAUGGAGACCCCGGCCGUCGGCCCGACGGAUCCGAGCAAGGAUCCGAAGGUUUCCUUCUCUCUUCAUUUGGCAACAAUGAUGCACAAGAACAUAACCGACUCCGUGCCCGGGGAAACAUCUGCAGAGUCGUGGAAACUGCGCAAGGCGCUCACCCCGCAGGCCGCGGUCUCGACCGGGGAAGCAGCGGGCGAGAGACCGCCGUCACGCGUGGGUCGAGCGACAAACAUGUCCGCUCUGGACUACAUGAAGAAUCGUAUCGAGGAAGCGAUGAGGGAACCGCAAGACCGGAGCCCAAGACCCACUUCCACGCCGCCGAGCCGGCCCAGUUCGAACCAGUCAUCGGCCGCCAGAGACGGUGCCGACGUUCGGGCCACCCCCCCGAUGUCGCAGCAACAGCCGCCGUCGUCGUCUUCGCAGCAACAGGGCACCGCGUCGAACGAAGCGCGGCCGAGAUCAAACCCCGCGAACAUUGUUGUCGACGAGGGAUCGUACCCGUACGCGUUCAGCUCGUUUGGUGUCCGACUCGGGGUACCACAAGGCUCUGCGACGCAGCCCCCCGUUUCGAGUAGCAGCAGUUCUACGCACAGCUCAUCUUCGCAGCCCCCGUCGUCCAAUGUCGUCACGACGACAGGCUCUCGUGGUCGGGAUACGAAUGCGCCGAUCACGAGCAGCAGCACUACCACGACGUCGAACUCGAAUCUGCUGAUGAACCAGUAUGAACCACUCUCUGAUGAAGAUUGA